AUGGCGGGCUGCGCGGCGGGACGGCCGUCAGGGGCCGCGCUGCUGAUGGCGGUAGUGGUGCUGACGGCGGCCGAGCGGGAGCUGCGCUUCAAGGCUCCGCCGCCCGCCGAGGCGCCUGUGCGGCUGUUCACCGAGCCCGAGCUGGCCAGAUACGACGGGCAGCAGGAAGGACAGCCCAUUUACCUAGCAGUGAAGGGGGUAGUGUUUGAUGUCACCUCUGGAAAAGAAUUUUAUGGAAAAGGAGCCCCAUACAAUGCUUUGGUUGGGAAAGAUUCAACAAGAGGAGUUGCAAAGAUGUCUCUGGAUCCAGCAGAUCUUACUCAUGACAUAACAGGACUCACGGAAGAGGAACUAAAGUCACUGGAUGAUAUCUUCAAUAAUGUUUACAAAGCCAAAUAUCCAAUUGUUGGCUAUACUUCUCGAAGAAUUCUGAAUGAGGAUGGCAGCCCCAAUCUAGACUUUAAGCCUGAAGAUCAGCCACACUUCAACAUUAGAGAUGAAUUUUGAUAAAGCAUUUUUGUACCUGGAAAAUGCCCGGGGAGAAGCAUGAUAUAUUUCCUGAA
This is a messenger RNA of Lagopus leucura (white-tailed ptarmigan), 563 nucleotides long. RefSeq names its product neudesin neurotrophic factor (gene NENF). The transcript has 4 exons. Gene Ontology annotation, cellular component: endomembrane system; membrane. Lineage: Eukaryota; Metazoa; Chordata; Aves; Galliformes; Phasianidae. The record is from RefSeq and is a predicted model, not a curated record. The coding region runs from base 1 to 507 and encodes 168 amino acids.